Molecule: messenger RNA, 5424 nt
Organism: Leishmania major strain Friedlin
Lineage: Eukaryota; Euglenozoa; Kinetoplastea; Trypanosomatida; Trypanosomatidae
Gene: PRP1
Product: pentamidine resistance protein 1
Exons: 1
Coding region: 1-5424 (1807 amino acids)
Biological process (GO): transmembrane transport
Cellular component (GO): membrane
Molecular function (GO): ATP hydrolysis activity; ABC-type transporter activity; ATP binding
Source: RefSeq, a predicted model, not a curated record
AUGAGCAGCCAGCGACCGGAGAUGUCAGAAGGGCCAGCGAGUUAUAGCGCCCACUCGUUCGGCGAGGUCAACCGACGGCUGUGGCGGUUGCCUACUAAGUCGGUACCGAAGGGCAGCGGUUGUGAUGAUGCUGUGCUGGACUGGGCUGCGGUACGCGAGUUGCUGGAGGAGGCUCCGGAGGAGCGGAGCGGCGUUUUGUCGCGUUACCUGCUGAUGUGGCUGAACCCGUAUGUGACGCUUGCGUGGAGGGAGCGGCUGGAGGAGGCUUACAUGCCUCCACCGCAGCGUGCGCACCGCGCCGUGUGCUGUGGCGCUCUGUUGAGCCGCGCGUUUCGUGACGAGGAGGUUUGCGGGGGCCGUGACGCGUGGCGUGCGCGCGUUGAAGCUGCGCUGCCAGUGCUGUGUGGCGACUGCGCUGACCGCGCUAGUGAAUGUGAAGUGGGUGGCAGCGAUUGUCACGGGCGAUGGGGUGGCGCGCGCGUGGCGGCUGUGAACGAGCUGUCACGUGUGGGGUUGCGUGGUGAGGAGGGUGUCCACGGACGGCUGCGGUGGGUGGGGUACGUUCGAUCGAGCGACGCACCGCAGACGCUUUUGUGCGGUGUGGAGUGGGAUGCUGACAGUGCGCUGCCGUUGUAUCGUGCGCGUGUUGCUGGUGAUGCGGCCGCGGAAGUGGUGCACGAUGGGUGCGUGCACGGCGAGCGUCUGUUUUACCAGGUUCAGGAGGGGCGGGCGCGGUGCACGUGCGAGUACGUGGAGGAUCUGGUGCCGGUAUCGGCGAUUCCAACCGCCGAUACCGGGUGCCAGCGUACGCCUCACACUCCGUCGCUGCUUUGGGCGCUGCUCCGCACGUUUCGCUCCGAUCUGAUGGCGAUACUGCCACCGUCGAUUGCGGGUAUGAUGUGCGAAGUGUUGACACCGUGGUUGCUGCAGCAGUUUGUGCUGUUCCUGCAGUCGAACAAGGAUCAGGAGGGAGUGCGAAAAGGGCUGCUCUUCUUCUUGAUGUUUGCGAUCGUGAAGUUUGUACAGCCAGCGUUUGUGAACAAGGAGAUGCACCGCAGUCGGCGUGUUUCGAGCCUUUUCCGCACCUCGACGCUUGCCCUGAUCUUUGAAAAGUGUCUGAUGAUAUCGCCAGAUGCGCUGUCGCGGCCGGACAUGAGCACAGGUCGCGUGUUAGCGAUGGCGAGCUCGGAUGUUGAGAACAUCAAGGAAUUUCCCACGCAAGUGACGUUCCUGUGGAAGGCACCGACUAUGCUGACGUUUUACGUUGCCUACCUCUUCGUUCUCGUGGGGCCGAGUGCCGUGGCUGCUGUCCUGGUUUUUGCCGCUUCACUGCCUAUACAAGGGGGGCUAACGAAUGCCAUAGGUGGCGCACAAGCGAGCCUGUCGAGCUGCACGGAUCAGCGCCUGCGUCGGACGAAUGAGCUGCUUUCCGGCAUCCGUAUCGUGAAGAUGAUGGGAUGGGAUUCGAAGUUUGUCUCGGCGAUCGAAGAUAGCGCACGGGCCGAUGAGUUGCGGUUCCGACGAAGACUGCAGAUGUGCCAGGUCGGGUUGUGGGCAUGCGUGUCAUCUACUCCGACGUUCAUGAUCGCCGCUGUUCUCACUACCUACACCCUCAGCGGACACAAGCUUGACGCAUCCGUGGUGUUCCCUCUCAUUGCAGUUGUCAGUGCUAUAACCUUCCCUGUAAUGAUGCUCCCGGAGGCCUUUACGUCGCUGGCGAAGUUCAUUGUGUCGACGGGGCGCGUCACGCAGUUCUUGGAGUGCGACGACUCGCACAUUAUCGUCGAGCACGCGGAGCGCAUGUUCAGCAGCACAGGGAGUGGCGGCGCUGCUUCCAGGGACGCACCACUGCCGAGUGCCGCUUCGGCCGACCUGGCAAGGGUGCUUGUGUCAGUGCCCGCCGCGCUUCCCGUGUACGAGCCGCGACACGUGGGGCUGCGCCGCGUGGCGCAGAGGAUGCUGUGUGCGGUGCUGCGCCGCCGCGUGCCGGUGGAGCUGCAGUGGCGGAGGGCGGCUGCCUCACCUGCCACGGGUGAAGGCGGUAGGAAGCCUGUGCGCGCUGCUGUGGGGCACGAUGAUGGCGGUGCGGCUGUUGCGGGUGGUGAGGACGGGCGCGGCAGUGAUGGUGGCGUGGCGCUGUACGCGAUGGUGGACAGGACUCUCCUGCACGAUGUGCGCGUGUCGUUCCCGCGCGCGCAGUUGACGGUGGUGGUUGGCGCGACGGGGAGCGGGAAGUCUGCGCUGCUGGCGACGCUUUUGGGUGCGUUCCGGCUCGAGGGGCAUGUGGAUGUAGCGAGGUCGGUGGCGUACGUGCCGCAGCAGCCGUGGAUUAUGCAGGAAACGUUAGAGGCGAACAUCACGUUCUUCGAGGGCGAUCGGCGCCGCGCGGCUGGUGGCGUGGCGGACGAUAGUGAUAGCGGCUCUGCGCAGGCGUUCUCACCUCUGAGGUGCGCUGAGCAAGCUGCUGGUGCUGCUGCUGUGUCACGGUGCUUCGGCUGCGGCUGUGGCACGGUGAGGGAGCGUCUUGCGCGCGCUGUGCGGAGUUGCCAGCUGGAUGCUGAUGUGGCGCUGAUGGCGCGCGGGCUGGGGACAGAGAUCGGCGAGUGUGGCAUCAACCUGAGCGGUGGGCAGAAGGCGCGCGUGAGCCUUGCGCGCGCCGUGUAUGCGGACCGCGACGUGUACCUGCUGGACGAUCCACUGUCGGCGCUGGACGUGCACGUUGGGCGACGCGUGAUGGACGAGGUUGUGCUGCGCGCGCUGGCGGGCAAGACGCGCGUGCUAGCGACGCACCAGCUGCAGGUGCUGCCGCACGCGGACCAGGUGGUGGUGAUGCGCGAGGGCUGCGCCGUGUUUGCGGGAAGCUACGCCGCGUACGCUGCGUCGGAGUGGAAGACGUACGUAGAGAGCGAUGAGGCCGCCGCCGCAAGCAAGAAGAGCGGGUGUGGCGGUGGUGAUGCUGUGGCGGAGUGCACCGAGGUCAGUUCUGCGUGGUCGUCUGCGGUGAGCGUGGAGUCGUGUGGGGGCACGCGUGAGGAGUGUGACUUCGUUCGGUGUAGCCGUGCCGAUGUCCGUGUCAGGAAAGGCGACGGUGAAUGGGAGGAGAACAAUGGCAGGACUUUGUCGAGAAUGCACUGGCAGGGCUCACGGGCCAGCGAGAACUCAGAGGCGGAAGAAUGCAACGACGGGGACUCUACGGUAUGUAAAAGUGUUGGCCUCGCCAGGUCUAAGGCCGCGCCGCGCACGGCGAAGGGCUCAUCUGGGCUCGCUACGGAUGAGGACGCAGCGGACGGCGGCGACCUGAUGAUUGCGGAGGAGAAGGAGACAGGGCACACACCGUGGAGUGUGUACCGCGCCUACGUUGAGGCGGGCGGGGGCGUGCCGGUCGCAAUUCAAGUUGUGCUGCGCUACUUCUUUAGCGAAGUGCUCUCGACAGGCUCCAGCGUUUGGCUGACGCUGUGGUCAGUGAACUACUUUGGUUCUCUCUCUACCAACGAACAGCUUGGUGUGUAUCUUGGACUCGUCUUUGCGGUUGCUGUCACAGUUUCUGCCAACGACCUGUUUAUUUUUCAGUUCGCUCGCCGCGCUGCCUGCCGCUUGCACGCCAUGCUCCUGUACACAGUGAGCUCAGCCACGCUGGCAUUUUUUGACCGCACACCGCUGGGUCGCAUUGUCAACCGGCUUAGCAGGGACGUGCACGUCCUUGACGAUGAGCUGCCGGCGAACGUGAUUCCUUUUUUGGGCAUUGCGGGAUACGUCAUGACGUCUUUAGCAGUGACGCUAUACACGUCACCGCUUAGUGUGGUCGUGGUGCUGCUAGCGGCUUACGCUUUUGUGCGCCUGCUGAGGUUCUACGCGACAGUGGUGCGUGAGGUGCGGCGGCGCAGCAGUGUGGGGCAGUCUCCGCUGCUCUCGCUCCUGGAGGAGGUGCUGCACGGGCGUGCGACGAUCGCGGCAUACGACAAGUCGCACGUGCUGUUCGCGGAGGCGCUGCUGCGGCUGGACCUUGUGUACAGCUGCACGUACGUGGAGAAGGUUGUGACAUUGUGGCUCGCUAUCCGAAUCGAGUCCAUUGCGGCAUUGGUCAUUAUUGCUGUGGGUCUGAUCGGCGUUGUGGAGAAGCUCGUAGAGGCGUCGCCGGCGAUGCCGGAGGCGCGUGUGGGCCUGAUCUCGCUGAGUCUCACCAUGUGCCUCGAUCUCAGCUGGUCGCUAUCUGCACUCCUAGACCUCGCUGCCGUUGUCGAGGCCAGCAUGAACAGUGUGCAGCGCGUUUGCCACUACAUUGACUGCGUACCGCAGGAAGCGGUGCUCCUGGAGCCGCGGGACGCGUAUGUGGCGCGCGCUUUGGCAGCGACUGGCGGCAGCGGCAGAGGAGGAGGCGGGAGCACCAGAAGUGCGAGCGACAUCGUUGUGGUUGCCGGCGGUGGUGACGACGAGGCCGCGCCUGCGUGGCAGGGUGUUGCGGCAAGGAGCGGCGCCGGCGGUGCGUUUGGAGCGCUUGUGCUGGAGCACGUGGACCUGCGGUACCGGCCUGGGCUGCCGCUGGUUCUGCGCGAUGUGUGCUUCGCGAUCGCCCCUGGGCAGAAGGUGGGUGUUGUGGGGCGGACGGGGAGCGGGAAAUCGACGCUGAUGCUGGCCUUCCUGCGGCUGGUGGAGGUGAGCGGCGGCCGCAUGCUCGUCUGCGGGCGCGACGCGCGGACGUACACACUUCCCGCACUGCGGCGGCUGUUUUCCAUGAUCCCGCAGGAUCCCGUGCUGUUCGAUGGCACGAUCCGCAGCAACGUGGAUCCGUUCGGCGACGCGACGGACGAGGAGGUGCGUGCCGCGCUGGUGUCUGUGGGGUUUGUGGGGGUAGGCGGCAGCUCAGCUACCUUUCCGACAGCUGCUGGAUUGCCGAGCGCUGCAUCUGCCAGCAUGUUUGCACUGGACACUGUGGUGCAGGGGGGCGGGUCGAACUUCAGCGUUGGGCAGCGCCAGCUGCUGUGCCUAGCGCGCGCGCUGCUGAAGAAGGGGAGUGCAUUCAUUUUGAUGGACGAGGCGACAGCGAACGUGGACGCACAACUGGACCAGACAGUGCAGCGUAUUGUGGCGGAGCAGUUUGGCGCGUACACGGUGGUGACGAUCGCGCACCGUCUGUACACGGUGGCGGCGUACGACGUUGUGCUUGUGAUGGCGCGCGGGCGUGUGGUGGAGAUGGGGCAGCCGCGGGCGCUGCUGGAGCGUCGCGACUCCGUGUUCUACGGUAUGGUGGCGCAGAGUGCAGCGGUGGCUGGUUCCCGUGAGGGCUUGUCGCGGGAGGAUGCCGAGGGUGCGGCCAGUGGUGCGCGUUCGCGUGGCGUCAGUGACGGAGGCGCUGAGCUGAGCGCGGCAGGGCGCGAACACGGCGUGGAGGCCGCGGUCGCGUCGCUCAUGCGUCAGUGCAAGUGA